GCGCGUAUUUUGCUUCAAACAUUCAUCUCGAUUUCGUUCUUCUUUGAGCUAACACUAGGAUAAUGUCUCAGCCGCAAAGGAUUGUUAAACUAUCGGCAGCGUCGCUUGCUGUGAUCCUCUGCAAGGACGUGGAGAAUGUAAGAGCCAGUGGAGAAAAACACACCGCCACUAGUGCGAGUGGUCAGGACAUUUUCGCGGAUUUUAAAGCGCAGAAUGUGCGGAGUUUUUGGAAUAAGAGACUGGUAAAUGCCGUGACUGAAGUUCACUUUCAGGGAUGGAUGGAGAAUUUGGUGUUGUUCGUUGAAGGGAAUGCAAAUAAUUUGGAGGUGCUGAGGGAGGCAUGGAUGCGCAGGGCACUGAGGUCACCCAGAGGGUUUGUCAUCAAAGCAGUGGGUGAUGUGUCCCCAGUGCAGAUGGCCCCCAUUGCUCAGUCGCAGUUCAUCCCACUGUCCGAGGUCCUGUGCUCGCUGAUAUCGGACAUGAAUACUGACCAUAUCACUGUAAAUCAGGAGGCGCUGAUCACACAUAUGAUGAAGGCUCAUCCAGGAAUGACUGUCCCCACUCAAGACAUCCUGUACAAUGCUCUGGGCGCCUUGAUAAAGGAGAGAAAAAUCUAUCAUACUGGAGAGGGCUACUUCAUUGUCACGCCCCAAACGUACUUCAUCACUAACAACACAGUGAAAGAGAAGAACUGGUGGAGCACGGGGGAAAACGAGCUUCCCUCCCCACCCCCCAUUACCUACUUAGUGAGCAACGAAAAUUGUUUGGAUGCUACCGGCGCGCCCCCCUCACUGGCUCAUUGUAAGUCCUGUAGAUGUUUCACGGCUGUCUCCACUGUUCCACCGUCAGUCCAAGACCAUGUCUCUGCUGUCAGCGACUGCACCGGCAAGAGCCUCAAGUGGCCCAAAGAACACAAGCCAUCUGUCCAGCACCAGUCCACCUCUACGGCUGCUGACUGCCAGGCCAGUGAAAUCAGCAAAUCCACAGCAACAAGUCGUAAGGACAAGGACAAAGAAAAAGUUGGCCGCAAGUUUGGCCUUAGCUUGUUCCGGCGAAGCACUGCUAAGAAGGAGACAAAACUGAAGAAGGAAUAUGCGACUUUCUCUGGACAGUUCCCGCCCGAGGAGUGGCCAGUGAGAGAUGAGAAUGACCUCAACAACCUUCCCAGGGACCUGGAGCAUGCCAUCAUCAAGCGGAUCAACCCCGAACUGACGGUGGACAACCUGGUGCGACACACUGCGCUUAUGAUGAAGCUGGAGGAGAGAGAUGUUGAGCGAGCUGUGGACAAAGGCAUGUCUACUGAAAUGCUGGUCUCCAAACCAAGGAACCAUUCUUCCAAGGUGGCCGGCAAAAGGACUGCAUUAAAGAACACUCGUAGUAAGAGAAGAGGCCAUUCUUCAAAAGAGAAACACAGACCAAAGCCUAAGGCUCCUCAUUGUGGUGAUGAUAUGGAGGAGCAUGAUCUCACGCCCUCUCGUCUCAAAUCAGACCUCCAGACAGAGGAACCAGAGAAUCAAAAUGAUUCUGCUGUUUUGAAUGCGAAAAGUCUCUACAAGAAACGCAUUGACAACCCUUUUCAGGGUAUAUCCAAUAAGGACACACUGCAGACCUCAAGCAACAAAGAACAGAGGAGAAGAGAGGGCAAAACUCAAACAUCUGGAAAGAAAGAUCGUUCCAGUCACAGGUCUAAGUCAUGGGAUCCCCAUCACACAAAAGGGACAGCUGAAGAGCCUGAUAAGACCAUUGUUACAAUGGAAGGAUCCUGUGAACGCCUGCACAAGAGAGAACUAGCUGUAGGCACAUUGCUUGAUGCUAACCCUGUGAAAGAGCAUUUAGGAGAUUAUAGCUCUAGCUAUCCAGAGAGUAGCACUUUAAGGAUAGAAGACAAAGUAAAGCAUCUGAAGGAAAAUAAUGCCAGAGGGAGUGAUUUCAGACAAGACAAGGAUGCAAAACAUAGAACACUUGAUGUUGACUCCAGCCAUGAGACUGACCAAAGACAUCUAAAAUGUCAUGGCAAUAUGACAGACCAUCGUCCCCUUGUCCGGGAAACAACAGAUAUACCCCUCUCAUGGCCUAAACCCUCUGUUCGGCGCAGGAUAUCCCUGAGACAGAUGGACGUGAAGGAGGAUUCAAGCCACCGACCAGAUCUUUUAGCUUCUCACCAGCAAACUGGUAACAUAUUGGGGAGCCAGCAGUUGGUCAACAGCAGUGGGCAACAUAGGGGCUCUGGUAUAAUAGAGAGUGAUGUUUACACAGACGAUGACCAUCACCUAUACAUGAAGUCAGAUGUGACAGAUGAAGAUGCCUGUAGCUCUCUCUGUUUGAAUGAAGAGUGCACCCUUGACAGCAGUGAAGCCAUGCAUCCCAACAUGAUUCAAUACUGUAAACCCCAGUUUGGUAGCGGUAACUGGAUUAGCAGCUUGGAUGCUUCCAGUUUUUACAAAGAGCCCCUGAGAGUUAUCCUCAGACAGGAAGACAGUGGCUGGAAUGAGCCCAAUGAUCAGCCCCUCCAAAGUGAAUCAUCCAUCUCACUGAGGGAAACCAUCCUUAGAGAUGGGUCUCCACAUCGAGAUGAACAUUUGCACAAAAUCAAUAGGAUGGAAAAGGAGCUCACUGACGCCAUUGACAGCAGCAUAUUUGAUUACUGCCAGACAAGUGAAAUGGACUCAGAUGCAGAGACACUGCAGAAGUCAUUAGAUGAGAGAGAGAACGUCUCUGCUCACCAGGGCAGUGAGUCACAGCAGGAGAACUGCCACCAGAACUUGUUUGACACACAAGAGCCAGGGAUCCCUCUUAGCUCCAGCGAGAGCCACAGCAGUCCCAAUGGGGCUCAUUCAGGGGAGACAACAGAGAGUCAGAGCAACACAGGGGACAGUGGGAUCGAUUCCCCCAGAGCUCGAAUGAGCAUGACCUCCAGCAACUCUGCCAUACUUGAUGGAUUUAAACGUCGCGGUUUCCUACAGAAUCUUGAGAGGCUUCACUCCAAGAGCAAUGGCAUUCACCCCCAGAGUUCUCUUCUACAACUCACCCCUGUCAUGAAUGUGUGAAAUGGCUGAGCACAUUGCUUGGAUCUACUGCUGUACAAAUUGUGAAUAAAGGUUGAAUUACAUUUAUCUGUACAUAUAAAACAAAAAAUGUUUUCUGUUAUCAAGUAGGCUAAUUAUGUUAAUUAUAGUGUAAUAAUUAAUAAGUAAUAUUAGUGACAAGAUUGGCUACUGUUCAAAGCCAUAUGAGGGACCAUCUGUUUUAAUAGACCUAUUCAGAAUUGUUUAUACGGUUUAACAUUUUACUUGUAUCACAUGUGCUGACUUUGAAGAAAUUCAAAUAAAAAUCACUUAAUGA
Molecule: messenger RNA, 3342 nt
Organism: Sardina pilchardus (European sardine)
Lineage: Eukaryota; Metazoa; Chordata; Actinopteri; Clupeiformes; Clupeidae
Gene: stox1
Product: storkhead box 1
Exons: 4
Coding region: 63-3047 (994 amino acids)
Biological process (GO): regulation of transcription by RNA polymerase II
Cellular component (GO): cytoplasm; nucleus
Molecular function (GO): RNA polymerase II transcription regulatory region sequence-specific DNA binding
Source: RefSeq, a predicted model, not a curated record